This is a messenger RNA of Trifolium pratense (red clover), 985 nucleotides long. Its product is annotated as ribonuclease H2 subunit C-like. Gene Ontology annotation, biological process: RNA catabolic process. The coding region runs from base 93 to 551 and encodes 152 amino acids. The record is from RefSeq and is a predicted model, not a curated record. Gene Ontology annotation, cellular component: ribonuclease H2 complex. The transcript is spliced from 3 exons. Lineage: Eukaryota; Viridiplantae; Streptophyta; Magnoliopsida; Fabales; Fabaceae.
AUAUAUAAAAGGGGGAGGAGGUAAACAAAAAUGAAAGUGAGAUUGGAAAUAAUUUAGGAGGGAAGAAAGAAAAAGCGCAGCGAGAGGGAACAAUGGAAAAGGGCGGUGAGGCGACGAUAGAUCUAAAACGAGACGGCAUCGAGAAUCUGAGCAGCCGUGUUCAUCUACUUCCCUGCUGCAUCAAGCACGACGGUCCCACCGAAGUUUCUCACUAUUUCAAACCUAAACCCACCGGCGUCGUCGGAGAAGAUGGUUUACCAUUACAGCAAUCACAUUUUAGAGGAAGGUUACUCGAAGGAACUACUCUUCCUCUUCCUCCUAACUACUCUGGUUUUGUUUUGGGAAAGAAAGUUUCGUCUAAAAAAUCCAGUGAAAGCUCUGAUUCUUGGGAGACUAGUGCUACGUUUAAUGAUAUUACGUAUUGGAAUCACGACUAUGUUCCUUCUCAGAAUGAUGAUUUCUUCCGUGCUUUCCAUUGGAUUACUGUUGCUAAAGCUCUGCAUACUCCUGUGACACCUGAGGAGUUAGAGUCAUCGCCUUUAACACUCUAGCGGCACAAUGGCUCUCCCACAAAAUGCUGAAGCUGUCAUAUUUCCAGUUAAUUUAUUCCUGUAUUUUUUAUGCUUUUGUUGUACUUAAGUAAUAUGUUGUCUUCAGCAGUCCCAUUGUAUUUCCCCCUUUUAUACUAUCCAGUUUGUCUUCACUAUAUGUGAAUACAUCUUGUAUCAUAGAUGGAAAACUUGCUACCUCUAAUAGCUAUAUAGCACAUCAUGUCUAGAAUAUCUCUACUGGAGGAAGAGAAUGUUUUGCAGUAUGCAUGACUAGGCACUGGGAAGAUGACCGCGGAGUAUAUCAUAUAUGGAUGAUGAUCGGUUUCUUGAAGAGUGUUCAAGUCUCAAGAGCCAGCUCCAUUAUUAUUGUUUUCUUCGUUUAAUUAUUAGUGAGUCUUGUUAACUUUUUAUAUUUAAAAAUAGUUUGAACGGAA